Molecule: messenger RNA, 842 nt
Organism: Frieseomelitta varia
Lineage: Eukaryota; Metazoa; Arthropoda; Insecta; Hymenoptera; Apidae
Product: lysophospholipase-like protein 1
Exons: 4
Coding region: 105-812 (235 amino acids)
Biological process (GO): protein depalmitoylation
Cellular component (GO): cytoplasm
Molecular function (GO): carboxylic ester hydrolase activity; palmitoyl-(protein) hydrolase activity
Source: RefSeq, a predicted model, not a curated record
UUCACCAGUCAAAGAAUGUGUAAUGAUAACAAGGUAAUGAACGAUUAUGGGAGAUCAUCGAUCAAUUUGGAAUUAUUGACUGUUAAUAAAACUCUGAAAGCAACAUGGCCAAACUGCCCAAGAUCAAUAUUGUGAAUGCCACUAAAACGCAUACUGCUAGUUUAUUUCUUUUUCAUGGAUCAGGAGCUACCGGAACUAAUUUCAAGGAAUGGAUUGAUAUUUUGAACAGGCAGGAAUUAAAGUUCCCACACAUAAAAAUUAUUUAUCCUACUGCACCUUUGCAACCCUAUGUACCUCUCAAUGGGAUGCAUAGUCAUGUAUGGUUUAAUCGUCAAAGUAUAUCUAUAGAUGCACAAGAAGACACGGAAUCAAUAAACUCAAUAUGCACAACUAUAACAGAACUUAUUGAUAAGGAAAUUUCUGAUGGUAUUCCAGAUAACAGAAUCGUUCUUGCUGGAUUUUCAAUGGGAGGAGCCUUAUCAAUAUAUUUAUCAUACAGGUACAAAUUAUCUUUAGCUGGAUGUUGCGUCAUGUCCAGCUUCCUUAAUAAAAAUUCAUUUGUGUAUGAGCACUUGAAAAACAACCUAGGAAUACAUACUCCACCUCUUCUGCAAUUUCAUGGUAUUGCAGACAACUUGGUUCCAAUAAAAUGGGGAGAGGACUCUCGUGACAAUCUAAAAGAACUUGGAGUGAAUGUUCAAUUUGUACCAUUGGACCACACAGAUCAUGAAUUAACCAGAACUGAGAUACAAUCCUUCAAAGAAUGGCUUUUGAACAUUUUGCCAGAGAAAAUUUCUGACAGUAAACUAUAAAGAAUUUAUAGUAUUGUAAACUGUAUAGAC